AUGGGUGACGUGAAAAUGGAAGAACCUCCGUCCAGUCCUCCUAGGAGAGACGAAGAUAGUCCGGUCAUUGAGCCAGAAUCUGGAGAUAUUGAAGUUGACGGUGAUGUUGAUGUGGAUGGUGAUGCCGACGCUGACGGUGAUGGCGAGGCCGACGCUGAUGGCGAUAUUGGUGGCGAUGCUGACGGUGAUGCUGAUGCUGAUGCUGAUGCCAAUGUUGAUGCUGUUGCUGAUGCUGAUGCUGAUGCUGAAACUGGUAGUAGUGCUCAUACAAAGCCAGUUGGUAAGAAAUCAUCGGGGUCAGGUAAAGGCAGCUCUACUAAAAGCAAAGCUGGCGGUGCUACAAAUGCUACGACAGGAACUCCAGCCAAGCGAAGUCAUCAUAAAAGUAAAAAUAAGACCGCGGCAUCGUCAAGUUCUGCUGGAAGUGCUGGAGCUACUGGUGAUCCAGGAACUCCUGUAGACCCGAAUAAACCCAAACGAGGUGGGUCAAAACCAAUUCUAAAAAGCAGUGGCAUUGCCAGAAUUGACAAUAAUCUCAAACCGACAUUGUUUUCUAUCCCUACAGCUAUAAAUCAGAAGAAUUACUAUACAGAUUAUCUUAAACGAGACGACCAAAUAUUUUUCAACCGCCAGUGGGCAGAACAACAGAAAAGUAUCAAGGAAAAAGAGGCCAAGGAAAAGGAAUUAAAGGCGGAAAAGAAAGCGGCAAUUAAAUUAAAAUUAGAAGAAAGCGGUGCUACUGAUAAUCUGGAUGAGGAUGAAAUUGAUGAUGAAGAGGACGAAGACGACUCAGAGGAAGAAAAAGAAGAACUUGCUGCCGGUGCCAGAACUUUGGUGGUGCAUUUUGGAUCCAGAAACCUGCGUCUUGGACUGGCUUCGCAAGUAUAUCCAAAAACAGUUCCCAAUGUGAUAGCUCACCGACAGUCAUAUCAUACCAAUGGCACGUCUAAUGGCCAAUCGUCAGCAAAAGGUACGGAUAAACAAGACAAUGAUGUUAUGGAUGUUGAUGACGAAGACGAGAACGAAGACGAAGAGCCAGUUGGAACUAUAGGUUUGCUAUCAGAUGCGUUUAAAAAGUCUGGCAAUGUUGUCCGAAAGGAUCUUAAAGAGCGAAUGAGAUACUAUAAACGAAGGAUUAUCCCGAAUUCUCAUGAUCUCGUUGUAGGGUUCAAUGGUCGUCAGCACCCAGAAGUGAUCCCUGAGCACAAUGAUGUCCAAAGAGAAGAAUGGACUGAUGUACAAGAACUAGGUACUCCUUCGUAUAUCAUUGGAGAAGCUGCAUUAAGGAUUCCACCUAAAUCCGACCCAAAAUACAAACUGUUUUGGCCCAUCCGCCACGGUUCGUUCAAUGAACAAGACUAUACUUCACCACAGCAAGUGUUAGGAGAUCUGGCUAUUAUUUUGGUAGAGUCACUGGAAAAAGAGCUGGAAAUAUCCACAAGCCAGUUUCAAAAUUAUAACGUGGUCAUCAUCGUACCCGAUCUGUAUGAACGAACAUACGUGACAAAUUUGAUUGAGCUUUUCCUAGAUAUGAACUUUGCCAAAGUAUGUGUUCAGCAGGAAGCAAUCGCGACCACAUUCGGUGCUGGUAUCUCUAGUGCUUGUAUCAUCGAUGUCGGGGCACAAAAAACAUCGAUUACUUGUGUGGAGGAGGGUAUGUGUAUUCCAGACAGUCGAGUCAAUUUGAAAUUCGGAGGUGAUGAUGUUACUCUUGCGUUCAUCAAGUACCUUUUGGAAUCCAAAUUUCCCUAUAAAACUAUUGACGUGCACAGGAACCCCUAUGAUUGGGAGCUCGCCAACGAACUAAAGCAUAAGUUCGUCACUGCCAACGAUGCCGAUGUUGCUAUCCAGCUAUAUUCGUUCUAUCAACGAGCACCAGAACAGCCUACUCACAAGUACGAUUUUAAAACAUUUGACGAAGUCAUGAUUUCAACAUUGGGUCUGUUCUAUCCUCAGUCCUUUGAUCAGGAAGGUAAGCUAGACUCCAAGUUCACACUGUUCCCACGAUCAUUGGAUGUUUACGAUGGCAAGAACAAUGAACCUCUGUCUGAUGCACAAAUCAAUAUCUGCAAGAAGACCCUUGCCGUUUGGGGACUUUCAUAUGCCAAAGAAUUAGCCAAAGAACAAGAAAAACAGACUGCUGCUAGCGCUGUUGCCCUAUCUGCUGUUAAUGGCAAGUUAAACGGCAGUAAUGUCGGUGCUUCUGGAGUUUCAACUCCUCUUCCAAGUUCUGCUCCAGGAACUCCUGCUCCUGAAGGUGCUAAACAGACAGCCAAUGCGGCAUCAACGACCCAUCUUUCUGCUGCACAGGUCCAACAAAACAACCAAUUCCAAGCAGCCGAAACAAUUGACCCUCACGAGGUUCCUUCUAUCGGGCUCGAUCAUGCUAUCAUUGAAUCUAUCACCCAGGCCGCCAAAUCUUCCUCUUCCAAACAAUCAUUUUACGAAAGUCUCAUGAUCGUUGGAGGUGGGGCUAGCAAAAUAUCUGGCUUCGAUAGUCUGCUCAUCGACCGUGUAGGCAUGUGGAGAAAUCAUGGCGACGAAGAUGUAGACGAAGAGACUCAGGGUGAUAUUGCUAUCAUGCCCGUCCCUAGAGAAAUGGACCCUUCACUCAUCUGCUGGAAGGGAGGAAGUGUACUCGCCAAACUCAAAAUCGUCAAUGAGCUCUGGAUCUCCCAGCAGGACUGGUCACUAAUGGGCUCUCGUACCCUGCAGUACAAAUCCUUGUUUCCCUUCUAA
This is a messenger RNA of Sugiyamaella lignohabitans, 2739 nucleotides long. RefSeq names its product Arp8p (gene ARP8). The coding region runs from base 1 to 2739 and encodes 912 amino acids. The record is from RefSeq and is a predicted model, not a curated record. Gene Ontology annotation, biological process: double-strand break repair; regulation of DNA-templated transcription. The transcript has a single exon. Gene Ontology annotation, cellular component: Ino80 complex. Lineage: Eukaryota; Fungi; Ascomycota; Dipodascomycetes; Dipodascales; Trichomonascaceae.